AUGCCUUCAAGCAAGCCAAAGGCUGGCGAACAUCUCCACGCCGCCUCUCACGGCAGCACCUUCGCGCUCCUGACUCUACUGCCGCUUGCCCCCGCUCGCGGCUCACAGACAGCCUGUCGGACUGACUUCCACUGCCGAACCAAGAACAAUAACAGUCAAAGACCACACAUCUCCGCCCUCCUGGCCACAAGAGAAGAGACCAUCCUGUUCCUUCCUGACGAACCACCGCGAGGCACAAGUGCCCAGCCGUCGGUACCACACACCGACAUCUGCACUCCGUCCAAGGAGAGUAGUAACGAUCCUCCAGUCCCCGUCCCGCUCUCGCACCUCUGUCUCCCCAGACAAGAUAGAAGCCGCACUUACCCGUGCCCGCAUCUCCAAGUAAAGGCUGCCCAGCCUUGUCAGGACUCGAAUAGAUCCCUCGUCCCCAACGAUACCUGCCCUCCGGAAGGCAGCGUCCAUCCUGGUUCCAAGGAAAGAGAAAAAAAAGAAAAGUGCACAACGAUCCCCUGUUGUGGUACUCCGUCUGCCGCUCUGCUGUUUUCCUCCAAGAAUGAAGGAAAGAAGGAAGAGAAUGUCUGCACCCCAUCCAUCUCUUGGAAGGGCCCCAGCCCUUCCUUUAGUAUCUUCGAAGGUGGUAGAAACUGA
Microdochium trichocladiopsis is the source of this 648-nucleotide messenger RNA. RefSeq lists its product as uncharacterized. The record is from RefSeq and is a predicted model, not a curated record. The transcript is spliced from 2 exons. Lineage: Eukaryota; Fungi; Ascomycota; Sordariomycetes; Xylariales; Microdochiaceae. The coding region runs from base 1 to 648 and encodes 215 amino acids.